AUGCCAUCUAAGUGGGAUAUAGUAUCUCCUACUAAGUGUGCUCCACUUUCAAUGAUAGACAUAAAGCAAAGGACACUCAGAUCCAAAGGGAGGUUAUAUAACUCUGUCAAGGAAAGAAAUGUAACUGCUGAGGAAACAAAAGGUCAACAUGAAACAAGAACAUGGUUUGAUGUACCAAAACCAUGCAGAACUGCUUCACAGUGCAACAGAUGUUUGUUAAAGCCAACAACAAGCCCAACUAAAGCUGUUUCAGAGGUGCUUUUUUAUUCUAAGCAAGUACAAACUAAAGCCAUUAGAGAUGGUAUUGAAUCAGAAUCAAGUAUCAUCCAAACAUUUGAAAAUGAGACUGUCCAGAAGGUACACAAGUCAGGUUUUUUUCUAUUAGGUGUGUCUCCUGAGAGAGUCAUGAAUGAAAGCCAGAUUGUUGAAGUCAAGAAGAUUGUAUUGGAGGGAGAGUCUCUUAAUGAUGGAAUGAGCAGGUUUGGAAUUUACAAGAAAAAUGGCAGUAAAUUGAGAAUCAACAAGAAUCAUAAAUAUUAUUACCAGAUACAACAG
Messenger RNA from Pocillopora meandrina, 555 nucleotides. The record is from the annotation of a GenBank genome assembly. NCBI's taxonomy places the organism in Eukaryota, Metazoa, Cnidaria, Anthozoa, Scleractinia, Pocilloporidae.